This is a messenger RNA of Prorocentrum cordatum, 528 nucleotides long. NCBI's taxonomy places the organism in Eukaryota, Dinophyceae, Prorocentrales, Prorocentraceae. The record is from the annotation of a GenBank genome assembly.
AUGGGGAUCUUCCUGCGCGACCCUGCAGAACGGUUCUUGUCCGCUUGGUUGUCAAAGUGCGAUGCUUGGGAGUACGGGGGGAUCGAUUGCCUGGGUCCUCGUGUCUCCGACCUGCCCCUAGACAAGAAGGUGGAAAUGUUUGAGAAGAUGGUGGUAGAGCUGCUCCCGAAGUACAUGGCCAGAGUUCAGGCGCUUGGCGAGUACAACGCUCACUACGAUCCGCAGCACAUCUUCUGUGGCGGCAAACGCAUCGAGGAGUACGACUUCGUGGGCAAACUGUCCGGCUCCCCAGCACAUAUCCAGCAGCAGGUGGUAAACAUGCUGAGGCGUGAUGCUGGCAUGACAGACUCAGACCCACUAAUGGACCUUUCGCGCGACCUGUUCCCGUCUAAAAGCACAGCAGGUCAUGGGACAGGCUCCACGAAUCUGGUGAAGCAGUUCUUUCGAAAUCGCACCAUCUACGAGAAGGUCGUAAAGGUCUUUGCGGAAGACUACCGCUGGGCUUCCUCCGUGCUCAAGGCCCAGUGA